UGGAAAGUGGCAUUGUUUUUGGAAUCUAGCCAACGUUUUGCGAGAUACGUCGGAUACGUCGAUGUCGUCGGCCGCAACGGGUCUACAAGUAACACGAAAAAUCCCGAGAACUGCCGAAGCGAUUCAGUGACGUCAUGUUGAAGCAGAAGAGAUAAGACAGUCAAAAACGUGAAGUUCUGUUCUGUUUUUGAAUAUAUCCCAGACUCGUGUAGGCACCAUUGUUCGCUACGUGAUUAAGAAAAAUGUCGUACGCUUACCUGUUCAAGUAUAUCAUCAUCGGAGACACAGGAGUUGGAAAAUCCUGUCUACUCCUUCAGUUUACGGAUAAGAGAUUCCAGCCUGUUCACGAUUUAACAAUAGGAGUCGAGUUCGGUGCUCGUAUGAUCACAAUCGAUGGCAAGCCGAUCAAGCUGCAAAUUUGGGACACUGCAGGUCAAGAGGCGUUUCGAUCAAUUACACGGUCAUAUUACCGGGGAGCAGCAGGAGCUUUAUUAGUAUAUGAUAUUACACGCAGAGAAACGUUCAAUCACUUAACGACUUGGUUGGAAGACGCGAGACAGCAUUCAAAUUCCAAUAUGGUAAUCAUGUUAAUCGGUAACAAAAGUGAUCUGGACAACAGAAGGGAGGUGAAGAGAGAAGAGGGUGAGGCUUUCGCAAGAGAACACGGACUCGUUUUUAUGGAAACCAGUGCGAAGACGGCGAUCAACGUAGAGGACGCGUUCAUCAAUACGGCAAAAGUAAUUUAUGAAAAAAUUCAGGAAGGCGUGUUCGACAUAAACAAUGAGGCAAAUGGAAUCAAGAUCGGGCCACAGCACUCGCCCACAAGUCCUAUUGAUAAAGCGGUAGAGGAUGGGCAGUUCUAUUUAAUAUUUUCUAUUUGUUCACAUUGUAUAUUGUAUGUAUCGUGCACUAAUUAUUGGAGUUUUAAUUCGAUUUGCUAAUGGAUCAAAUUGUUGGUAUACACGAAAUCAAAUGAUCUGUCAAAAAUCUGAUUUACACUUGACUACCUAAGGCGACACUAUGUAUCUAUGUAUGUAUCAAUGUACGAAAUGAUGAAUAUAUAAAUCAUAUAAAUCAAUUUUAUUGCGAGGCCUAUCUAA
Messenger RNA from Ceratina calcarata, 1100 nucleotides. RefSeq names its product RAS oncogene family member Rab2 (gene Rab2). NCBI's taxonomy places the organism in Eukaryota, Metazoa, Arthropoda, Insecta, Hymenoptera, Apidae. The transcript is spliced from 4 exons. The record is from RefSeq and is a predicted model, not a curated record. The coding region runs from base 243 to 941 and encodes 232 amino acids. Gene Ontology annotation, molecular function: GTPase activity; GTP binding.